Molecule: messenger RNA, 968 nt
Organism: Scleropages formosus (Asian bonytongue)
Lineage: Eukaryota; Metazoa; Chordata; Actinopteri; Osteoglossiformes; Osteoglossidae
Product: transmembrane protein 119-like
Exons: 2
Coding region: 152-961 (269 amino acids)
Biological process (GO): positive regulation of osteoblast differentiation; ossification; positive regulation of osteoblast proliferation
Cellular component (GO): plasma membrane
Source: RefSeq, a predicted model, not a curated record
UGCCAGCGCCUAUAGCAGUACCCAGGAGACGGGAAACAACUGCCAGCCUUUCACCAUCUUAGCUGCCCGCGUGUCACCAACUCUUGGCUGUGAGGACACUGGAGAGUUUCCCUGCUGACCCCCACAGCUGUGGCCUGUCUUCAGAAGAACCAUGAGGGUGUCUGAUCUCCUUCCCCUGGCCUGCAUGUGUGUGGUCCUGCUCUGGGGCCACAGGGGAGGUGCCACACCCCUGCCGUUCAACAUGUCCGCAGAAGGCAGCGGGGAGGGCGAGCCAGAAAUCCUGGACCCUGCAGCCUACACCACCCACAGCCCAGUCCUGAUAUCCACUACAGCCAGGGUCACCACAGUCACCCGCAUUAAGCACUUUAUUUUCCACCAGGUGGUGGACUUCCUGCGAGAAAACCUGCUCCUGAUCAUCGUCGUCUCCUCGCUGGUCAUUGUCCUCAUCUUCAUUGUCUGCUGUGCCUCUGUUAUGAGCCACAAGCGCAAGCUCACUGCCUACUACCCAUCCUCCUUCCCCACAAAGAAGUACGUGGACCAGAAGGACAAGUCGGGCGGUGCCAGGACGUUCAGUGACGUUCAUGGAAAGCCUCCGAACUCCCAGCAGCCAGAAGCAGGCGAUCCCUCCAGGCCCUUCCAAACAGCUGACCAGGUGGUCACCAAGAACCUGAGGACGCCCUCGAAGGCUUUGGUGGGAGACAAGGGUAAGGAGACCUCACCGAGGCCCUGUGAUGUGGAGAACAAGCAGGAGGAGACCAUCAAAGAGGAACGAAGGCCGGUGGAGAACAUGGUGGCAAAUGGAAACAAGGGAGCUCAGGCCCAAGGCCUGGUGUGUCUGUGCCACCUGAGAAAGGGCAAUCCUCCAAGCAGUUCCCAGAAUUCACCUGGAAUGGAGGGCAGGGUGGCCCAGUCUGAUGCAAAUCCAACCACAUCCAAGGUCCAAGGAAUCAUAGUGGACUAGCCAUGUA